This is a messenger RNA of Oppiella nova, 204 nucleotides long. The record is from the annotation of a GenBank genome assembly. NCBI's taxonomy places the organism in Eukaryota, Metazoa, Arthropoda, Arachnida, Sarcoptiformes, Oppiidae.
AUGUCAUCAAAAAAGGUGCCAAUCUAUAGUUCACGAGCGCCAACACCAAUCGCACCGUACACUCAAGGCGUAAGAGCCGGUGAUUAUGUGUUCAUAACGGGACAGAUAUCUACCGAUGUUAAGACUGGUGAGCCUGUCGUGGGAUCACUACGAGUCCAAUACGAGACCACAUUCAACAAUGUCUUAGCCGUGACCGAAGCCGCC